CGGGUGCAGGUUCUGUAGGCCGUGCGGAGAGCAGCCUCCCGAGGGCCGCGUGUUCACUACCGCGGAGCGCGGCUGCAGAGCUGCGGGAGCCGGUCGGGGAGCUGAUAGCUGCCCGCCGUUACUCAGCACAACCGGCACCCAUCCCCCCGCUGGCCGGGGCUCGAGGAGCGGCGGUUGGGGAAGCGUGGGGCCGCCGUCUCCCGGAGGAGCGCCAGGUGCAGUGUAAUGCAGGUGUUGAAAUAAAUAUGGGUACUUCAGUAACGGCUUGAACUCAAGUUUUCAUUGCUUUGUGUUCAGCGAAAGGAUCUGGAGGUUAAGAACACACUCAUGUGAAUUCAGUGAAUGACAAACCAGCUCCAGCAUAAUGAAAAUGCUGUUUGCAUUUAGUUGAAGAUGUUCUCCUGAGGAAGUUCAGUAGCCGAGAAGAUGAAUAAUCUUUCAUUUAGUGAACUGUGUUGCCUGUUCUGUUGUCCACCAUGCCCAGGGAAAAUUGCCUCCAAACUGGCAUUCUUACCUCCUGAUCCCACGUACACACUGAUGUGUGAUGAGAGUGGUAGUCGCUGGACUUUACAUCUCUCAGAGCGAGCAGACUGGCAAUAUUCUUCCAGAGAAAAAGACGCCAUUGAGUGUUUCAUGACUAGAACAAGUAAAGGUAACAGGAUUGCCUGUAUGUUUGUGCGUUGCUCACCUAACGCCAAGUAUACUUUGCUCUUCUCACAUGGGAACGCUGUUGACCUGGGUCAGAUGAGCAGCUUUUACAUAGGACUGGGUUCACGAAUUAAUUGCAACAUAUUCUCAUACGAUUAUUCUGGAUAUGGUGCAAGUUCUGGGAAGCCAACAGAGAAGAAUCUGUAUGCUGACAUCGAUGCUGCUUGGGUGGCCCUUAGGACAAGGUACGGAAUCCGCCCUGAAAAUGUGAUUAUAUAUGGCCAGAGUAUAGGAACAGUACCAUCCGUGGAUCUUGCUGCUAGGUAUGAAAGUGCUGCUGUAAUUCUUCAUUCUCCAUUGACCUCAGGAAUGCGAGUAGCUUUUCCUGAUACGAAGAAGACCUAUUGCUUUGAUGCAUUCCCAAACAUUGACAAAAUUUCUAAAAUAACAUCUCCUGUGCUAAUAAUCCAUGGGACUGAAGAUGAAGUAAUUGACUUUUCACAUGGCCUAGCAUUGUUUGAGCGUUGCCAGAGACCUGUAGAACCACUGUGGGUAGAAGGAGCAGGCCAUAAUGAUGUGGAACUCUAUGGACAGUACCUUGAAAGAUUAAAACAGUUUGUGUCACAUGAACUGGUGAACUUAUAAUUUUCUUUGUAGAUUUACAUGCUUUUUCAUUUCAUUGCAGAACUGCAUGCCUUAAUAAAUAUAUAACAUAAAACCUGAAGGUUGUGUUUUCAAAUCAUCUUGGUUGCCUUCAUUAAAUGUACAGGUAAUGAUUUGUCAACAUAAUUAAUGAAGGUUUUAAUGCCAGUAUUAUAAACUGGAAUUACAUGAUCAUGCAGUCAAGCUUGGCAGUUCAUAUUACUGUGUGAGAUUUUGUCUUCUUAGAUGUACAAAAAAAAAAAUCACAAGGAGUACUGUAUGAAAUUGUAAUUAUAGAAAUCAGAUGCUGUAAAGGUGUUGCCAAAUGCUUUAGCAUAUCAAAACCAAGUUUAAAAAUAUUUUUAAACAUCUCAAAAUGUACUGUGACUUAUUCUGUUGCACAGGUGUAAAUUAAAAACCAGACUUCUAAGCAGUUGUUCUAUACAAAUGUAGUAAACAUGAAAUUUUAGCAAAUACGUAUGUAAUAAGAAUAGAGAGUCACUGGGGAUAACCCAUGCCCUGUUAUAGGGGAGGUGGUCAAAAUAGCUCUCUCUUUCCAUAUUUUUCUCUUUUGUGCUUAGUUAUACUUUAGUUGUUUUGUUCUUGUAUUGUCCCUUACCUUUCACGUUAAACAAAUUUACCUACUCAUCUUCUCAGCAGUCCUAAUCUUGCCAAAAUAAUGCUGCAAGUUAUCAUUGUUGUAAUGCAAAUAUCAUUCACGUAACGGCUACUGAGGUCACUGAGUACUUUGAAACCAGUAAGACUUACAGAACCUGGAAGUCUUCGUGGACCUUGUAGCUUCAAACAUGGUUUGUGUAGAGGUGCAAUAUUUCAUUAUAAAGAACCUGGAUGCUUAUCCAACUUUGUAAUAAACAAUUUGCUAAUAUGCAGUUGUCUAAUCAGGCUUACUUUUGGAUAUUCUGUGUAAAAGCUUACUGUUUUCCGAGUAUUGUAUGGAAACUUUACUAAUUGGCUGGGGUGGAGGGCAAGAAGAGAAUGUUGACAUUUUUUUAUUAACUAAUAGUAAAAUAAACAACAAACUUUGUAAGUUGCCUUUCCCUUGAAUGCAUUUUGUGUGAAUAAAACUAUGAAAAAGAAAUUAAAUUAUAUGUAGCCGAUUUGUAAACUAAGUAAUAUUCCAACAAUACACUGUGCUUCUGAUUUCAAGGCCUUAUGUAGUUUAAUUGUUCUGCUUGGAUUUUGUGAUUGCAACUAUUGUAUACUUAAAUGUAACUUCAAGUAUUGUGAAAACUUUGGAUAAGAUGUGUUGGUUAACAGUAAACAAUAUUACACACUU
Messenger RNA from Neopsephotus bourkii (Bourke's parrot), 2587 nucleotides. It is a transcript of the gene ABHD17B, whose product is annotated as abhydrolase domain containing 17B, depalmitoylase. NCBI's taxonomy places the organism in Eukaryota, Metazoa, Chordata, Aves, Psittaciformes, Psittacidae. Gene Ontology annotation, cellular component: plasma membrane; endosome membrane. The transcript is spliced from 6 exons. The coding region runs from base 427 to 1293 and encodes 288 amino acids. Gene Ontology annotation, biological process: protein depalmitoylation. The record is from RefSeq and is a predicted model, not a curated record. Gene Ontology annotation, molecular function: palmitoyl-(protein) hydrolase activity.